AAAAAUCAAUGAGAUCAAUAUCAAUAAAUUCAAAUAUUUUUAGAGAUGUAAUUGACGAUACAUCAGAAUAAUCUCACGAAGUAUUUUCUCAAAAAAUGGACUCUGAUAAAAAAGAUUGUGUGUGCCUCAAAGAUUCAAGAGAAUAUGACAUCGAGGAACUUUUGGCUUUGUCUCCGACCAACAUAUGGCCACACCAAUGAAGACUGUUAGACGCAACCCCUCUUAUUCUUUCCUGAAUCCGAAUCUGGAUUCCAUUGGGUGUUUACCAAAGAAGAUUACGCCAGAUGAGACAACCAACUUCAGAAAGGAAUAUGGGUACAUUCUGAGCCUUCUCAAGAUGCCGUUCACCAAGUACGAGCAAGAGGGAGUUCAUACUUUGCUUCAGUUCUAUAAUCCUUCCCUCCGCUGCUUCACGUUCACCGACUACCUCUUGGUUCCUACAUUGGAAGAGUAUUCCCUAUUUCUUGGCCUCCCUAUAAAGAAGGAAGUGCCAUACUAUAGCACCAUGAAGGCCCCCGAUUCCAUUGAAAUUGCUAAGGCUCUUUAUUUGAGCAAGUCAGUCGUGGAAGCAAACCUCACCAAGAAGGGAGGAGGUUUCGGUUUUUGCAUGGAGUUUCUGGUUAAAAGGGGUUGUGAGGCUGCUGAAGCAAAGGAAUGGGACACAUUUAGGGCUAUCUUGGCUCUAAGUAUAUAUGGCAUCGUGAUGUUCUCAGACGUUCCUAAUUUUGUUGACAUGAAUGCAAUUCAUAUGUUCAUCUUGCAGAAUCCGGUUCCUACGCUUUUGGGGGAUGUUUACCACUCCAUUCAUCACAAGAAUGGUCAGAAGGGAGGUAAGGGAGGUCUGGUUAGAUUCUGUGCUCCGUUGUUAUACCGAUGGUUCAGGUCACAUCUACCUGAGCAUGGAGCUUUCGUUGAUAGUAGGCACACAUCUAAAUGGGCUGAAAGGAUUAUGGGGCUGAGGGCUAAAGAUAUUGUCUGGUACAAUAGCGCUUUAGAUGACAAGGAAGUUAUUAUGAGUUGCGGAAAAUUCAAAAACGUACCUCUCAUGGGUCUUAGGGGCGGAAUCAACUAUAACCCCGUCUUGGCCAGAAGAACGUUUGGAUAUGCUUUUAUCAGUCCACCUGAGCAAACAGAGAUAGCUGAGAACAUUUUCUAUCAUGUGGUCACCGACAAUGGGCAGAUGGCAGAAGCUGUACAAGCCUGGAAGAGUAUUUGUUGGAGAGAUAAGAAACAUUUUGGUCAGCGAGAUUGUGCUACUUAUGAGGAUUAUACUAAGUGGAUCGAGUCUGUGGUUGCUGUUCAAGGGAUGCCUUUUCCUCCUAAGGACCCCUUGUACCCUCCCUCUGGUAAACAACCCAACAUUGUUUCCAUGCCCUGCUAUAAUCAAACUGUUGAGCAGAAUCGGAAAUUGACUGAACAAAUGGAAACAAUGCAAGUGAAGAUGAAUACUGAUAGGCAGGAGAAGCUUUCUGCUCUUCAUAAGUUGAAAAUGAGAGAAACAGAGCUUGAAGAAUUGUAUGCUAAAGGAAGUACUUCUCAGAAGAGGCCAAGAAUGACUGUGAAUUCUAAAGCUAAUGAAACUCAAGAGAGGAAGAUCAAAGAGCAUUAUGAGGAUCAGUUGGCGGAAUUGACAAAGAGGCUCCAAAUCCAGACUGAUAUAGCCAAAUUUGAGAAAGCCCGUCGAAAGAAAGCAGACAAGCUCCUUCUGGAACGUCAGGCAAGGAUUGAGGGGUGUUAUGAAGAGAUUCGCAAGUUGAAGGGUCGAGUGGAAGAAAAGGGGCAGAGUGAUGCUCAAGCUCAAGAGGAAGCCAGAGGUUGGGAAUUGAGAAGCCGUUACUUGGAGACCAUGCAUUUCAGAAAAGACCUAUUGAUUCAAGAAGUUGUUAAAAGACCAACCCAUGCUGAGACCAAAAAGCUGUUUGAAGAAAUGAAGGCUUGGAGCUAUAAGAACAUUGGAGAUAGCCCACUUCGUCAUUUGGACAUGGGAGAUCCUGCUUAGUAUUGGUUUUUGUUAUAGAAUCACCACCAGUCUUGUUGGAUGGGGUUCUUAUUUCCAUUUUCUGUAUUGUUGGCUCAUGAGAGCAGAAUAUGUUGUACUUCAAAAACUUGGUUGUGGAAUUAAUCGAUUAUGUUUCCUUAUCCUGUUUGCUUAUCUCGGUUGUGCUUAUCUUGGUUAUGCUUCACUGUCUUCUCCGUUAUCUUGUGUUGUUGGUUCGAGACAAAGCUAAAAAAUCUUGAAAAUAAUAAAACAUGCACACAUGCACCCAUGCACUCAUAGCAUAUUGCAUUUACAGGUUUUUAUCAUAUUCUAAUUGGGGUCCCUUCCAAUGCUCAGAUCUC
Molecule: messenger RNA, 2340 nt
Organism: Vicia villosa (hairy vetch)
Lineage: Eukaryota; Viridiplantae; Streptophyta; Magnoliopsida; Fabales; Fabaceae
Exons: 2
Coding region: 185-1999 (604 amino acids)
Source: RefSeq, a predicted model, not a curated record